Molecule: messenger RNA, 903 nt
Organism: Aaosphaeria arxii CBS 175.79
Lineage: Eukaryota; Fungi; Ascomycota; Dothideomycetes; Pleosporales
Exons: 1
Coding region: 250-858 (202 amino acids)
Source: RefSeq, a predicted model, not a curated record
CUUCCAGGUGAUCCGGUACCGAAGUUACUCCUUACAAGGCUAUGACUGAUGGCUGGAUACGAAUACUCUCGAUAACGCUUUCACUCUACGAAGACGAUGCUGUGGGUCACAGGCGGUUCUAGAGCAUCGACGUCAACCCACCGUCAGCUGUGCAUAUCUCUCCAUCGCAGCCAGGAAUCGUGUGAGAAAAAGAUUCUUAAUAUCGAAAGUUGAGGGUUUCUCCUCGGACAACAUUUUUUCCUGCUUUGCAUGGCAUGCCACGCUGAUAACAGGGCUGGGGGCUUGUCCCUUCUCGCAGGAAGGAGGCUCCGAUGUCGCGGAUGUGCGAGGUGCAUGCUAGCCCAAAUGACUGAGGGAGUGUUGAGGAACAAGCACAUUACUAGUCUCCAGGAUCGCUAUCUCGGUGAAAUCGGCGGCAGCAAGCCUCACAGAGUCAAGUCGACUCAAUUCCGGUCCAGUCAGGUCGAGGAGAGGCUGGAUGCAUGUGAAUAUCUCUCACAUCAGCCUGGAGAAGAAGGCCGGCAGAUCUUUGAGGGGAAAUUCCGGGGAAAGAAAAGAAAAAAAAAAAGAAAGAGGAAAAAGGCUCCAAUGAUGAUAUGGCGGAGAUGUUGGAUGAACGACCAGAUAGAAUUUCUCCGACAGACCUUUUACUGGGACAGUGGAGAAUUCUGGCGACAGAAAGGGAAUUGGGCGUCAUGCGAGAUAAGCAGGUUAUCGAUCGACCAGCAUAGAGAGCAGGCAGUAGGCAGUAGGGUACCUACCCAAGGUACAGUAGGUAGGUACUGUCCCCUACACGGUGCAAGUGCAGUAAGAGAAGGAGGCACAGUUUGUACCCACCCACCGCCGUUCCAUCCGUAAUUCAACGACUCACGAACUUCCGACGAAAAGAUAGACAAGAGGACC